Molecule: messenger RNA, 1901 nt
Organism: Nerophis ophidion (straightnose pipefish)
Lineage: Eukaryota; Metazoa; Chordata; Actinopteri; Syngnathiformes; Syngnathidae
Product: lipopolysaccharide-induced tumor necrosis factor-alpha factor homolog
Exons: 5
Coding region: 404-928 (174 amino acids)
Molecular function (GO): zinc ion binding
Source: RefSeq, a predicted model, not a curated record
AGUGCGGAAAAUACGGUACACUAAAUCAGGACAACAUUUAUCAAGCUUUUUUGUGACAUGGCGUGUGUUCCGUUUAAAACGCCAAUCGGUCUGUCCGUGGUCAGUCCUUUGUUGGUCUGAUUGUCCCAGUAAAGAAUUGUGUUCACAAUUGAAGAGAAAAAGGAUUCCGAUAGAAAAAUACAAGUGAACAUGACCUACAUUCAGUUCUUUAUGCUGUGCAUUGGCAGCUGUAAUCAUGCGUGAUGAGGCAGACAUCAGAGACGGGAAGUUUGAAGUUGUUUAAGUUUAGUGUCAACAGGUUCAACGGGCUUGGAUCUCAACACUAUCACCACCCAACAACGCUUUGCAUCUUUUCAGUCGACUCCUCGUCUUCACUCCAGUUCCUACGUAACCGUAAAGUGUGAUGAUGCACUCAUUGGUUCCGACGUACAAUCAGGCCAUGCCGCCAUCUCCGGCUUUGGCCUUGGAAGAGCGUAACGCUAGUCCUCCACCGUCUUAUUACGCUUCAAUGGCCGACCCACCUCCAUUCUACGAAGAGACGGAUUCAAACCCUGUCUCCUUGAUGCCAAUCAUCAGAACCUCUGAUGUUAUAAUCCAUCAGCCUACAUUUGUCACUGUGAGACAACAACAACAACAACAACAGCAACAGGUGGUGGUGGCGCCUCAGCCGGGAUCCUCGGAAACAGACUCCAUGGGCGGUCUGGUCAACACGCCAGGCCGCGUACGCUGCCCACAUUGUCGCACCGACGUCACCACGAAAGUCAAACAAAGACCGGGAAGAAGGGCCUACACCCUGUGCUGCGUCCUCACCUUUUCCGGAUUGAUUUGUGGUUUCUGUCUGAUUCCGUUUAUGAUAGGAGACUUCUGGGACGUCCACCACUACUGUUCACAAUGUGGACAACGACUAUACGUCUACCACAAAUCAUAACCACGAAGAUGUGCUUUAUCGUAACUUUUAUGGAACUUUUAUUCAUUUUGCAAAAAAAACAGUGCAGCAAUUCCAAAAGCCCCAAUGGCAGAUAAUCAGAGGUGGGUAGUAACGUGCUACAUUUAGUCCGUUACAUCUACUUGAGUAACUUUUGGGAUAAAUUGUACUUCUAAGAGUAGUUUUAAUGCAACAUACCGUAUUUCCUUGAAUUGCCACAGGCAUAUAGUAUGCGCCUGCCUUGAAUUACUGCCUGGUCAAACUCGUGACGUCACGAGUGACACUUCCCCUGUCAUCAUUUUCAAAAUGGAGAAGGCUGAUUUCAAUACCGGUCAUUUGAAAUUGCAUAGGGGAAGAAGAUUAAGAGCUAUUUAGUAGGAUUUAAGGUCGAACAACAGCCACGGCGGCCCUCGGCGUUUGGCGCGAAAGCUGAGCAACGCUGUUUGAAGUUGUGUACUCUUCGAAGAUAUUGAACUCUUUUCGAAGAAAAUCUUUUGAAUCUUUUACAUCACACUCAAAUUUUUACUGAAUACCUUUGGCGAGUGCGGGAGUGAGAACAGGUUUUAAAAUAAUUAGCGCAUGCUUACUUUUACCGCAUGCCUUUGUUAAGCGCCGGAGUGAGAAGAGGUUUUAAAUUAAUUAGCGCCCCGGCGGCAAUUUAACAUGAGUAUAUUUAUGAAAUGAAAUGAAUUAUAUUUAUAUAGCGCUUUUCUCAAGUGACUCAAAGUGCUUUACAUAGUGACACCCAAUAUCUAAGUUACAUUUAAACCAGUGUGGGUGGCACUGGGAGCAGGUGGGUAAAGUGUCUUGCCCAAGGACACAACGGCAGUAACUAGAAUGGCGGAAGCGGGUAUCGAACCUGCAACCCUCAAGUUGCUGGCACGGCCACUCUACCAACCGAGCUAUGCCGCCCCACAAUAGAGAACAAACGCUACUUUUACUCCGCUCCAUUUAUCUACAUUCAGCUCGCUACUGA